This is a messenger RNA of Bacillus rossius redtenbacheri, 13989 nucleotides long. RefSeq names its product probable helicase with zinc finger domain (gene Helz). The record is from RefSeq and is a predicted model, not a curated record. Gene Ontology annotation, molecular function: helicase activity. The transcript has 19 exons. NCBI's taxonomy places the organism in Eukaryota, Metazoa, Arthropoda, Insecta, Phasmatodea, Bacillidae. Gene Ontology annotation, biological process: regulatory ncRNA-mediated post-transcriptional gene silencing. Bases 254 to 4942 code for a protein of 1562 amino acids. Gene Ontology annotation, cellular component: P granule; cytosol.
GCUAUGAUUGACAUCAGUCACUUUUGACAGUUGUUUAUGUUUUAGGAACAAAUUAUGUUUGUGAAUUACUGGAACAGCAUAAAAAAAUUAAAGUGUGUAAUUUUGUAAGGUAUUUUCUACAAGAACAUUUGUUUGAGUAAUGAAAUGCAACCUAAUUUGUGCAAGCUUGCGAUAGUCGUGUUUUCAUUUGAAGCACGAUUAUGUGCAAAGUGAGCAGAAAAAAUUAACAAGGAAGUUCACGUUAACUUGAAACAUGAGCGAAUUAGAAGUCCAAGCUUACGAACUGUUGCGACGCCGCGAGUGGUUCCGUGCAGCUGAACUGUUUGAUCAGCUUUUGUCUCCGGUUUUCCUUAAAAGCGUCUCUGCUGCAAAAAUCGUGUGUUUUUUACUCGGCCGCGCCGAAUGCAUGCAUGAGUUGGGUCAGCACGAAACGGUGGUCUCGGACUGCCGACACGUUCUGAAACUUCUUGGCGAAGUCCACAGUAUCGGGAACUACGGCAUCAUUGCACGGCGAUGUCUGGUUCACUCGCUGUUCGCCCUCGGGCGUUUCACCGAAGCAGAGGCAGUAGCUCGCGAGUGGCUGACGACGGGAGGAGGGCCAUCCAAUCAGCCCGAAGCCCUGAAAAUGCUUGAGCGAUUGAGGAUAGUUUCGCAAAUGUCAAAUCCCCGCAGGUCAUGCAGCGAAGGGGACAGCAUGGACAAUCAUGUGGGUGUGAACAGUGUGGAGCAUUGGCCGGAACAGCUUUCGAAACAGAGGAAGCACCCAGUUCGUUUGUUAAACGAUUUUAGUGAAAAAACAAGUAAUGAUAAUUUAGUUCAGAAAAAUCACCAAGAAGUCUUUCAUAGAGAAGAAGCAAUGUUAACAGGAUCAGCAAAUUAUGAAUUUCAUGCUGAUCAUGCGGGACCGGGGCGCGACGCAAACGUCUGCUCGUACUGCUGCCUGGCGUUCGCGUCGCGUGCUGACCUGCAGGCCCACUGCCAGUCCGACGGCCACCAGACGGUGGUGAUGUCGGACGAGGGCCGGGACUGGGAGUGGCGGCCGCCCCCGCGCGGGCUCACCGCCGACGCCUACACCCUGUGCGAGGGCGCGCCGUGCCGCUACGGGGCGCUGUGCGUCGAGGCGCACGGCCCGGAGGAGCUGGCCGAGUGGCGCGAGCGCUUCCGCUACCGCUCCAUGAAGGUGCAGCGGGCCUACGAGAAGGAGCUGUUCGGCAAGUCCUACACGGAGCAGCUGCUCGAGAGGUGGGUCCAGGCGGCCAGCCCAGAGAAAAUCAUGCGGGAGUCGGUGUCUGGAGUUGAAGAGACUUGUAGCGAUGAGUUGGUGACGACGGUGGCAUCGAAAACCAGCCACAAACAGUGGCUGUUUGUACUGAAAACUAACAAGCUGUUACGAAUAGUUGCCUUGUUGCAAGAUGCCCAUCGUAACCAUUUCGCCAUCAAGUACGUGUCGACCAGGGAUUUAUUCCGUAACGUUCUGUCGGAGUGGUCGCCGAGUAACGACCAGGAGUGGAGUGUCCCGGCCAUCCCCGGCAUUGAGCAGGGCGAGGAACAGCCCGCCCCGCCCUACUUGCACCACCACGUGAAGAUAGAGUUCGCGACGGACAUCUACGGGACGUUCCGGCAGUCUGUGGUGUUCGACUUCGGGGAGGAGCCCGUGCUGGUGCGCCACCUGUGUGUCGACGUCGUUCCGGUGACGGACGUCGAUCGCUUGAAGGAGAUCUGCAAGGAGCUGGUGAUCUCAACGUCGGAGCGCUGGGACGCCGCCAACUCCGACGUCGUGCCGUUCUCGUCGUCCGUCACGCCCGCCAUCGCCACCCCGGAGGGCGUGGCCAAGGACGGGGAGCGGGAGCGGGGGCUGCUGGGCGCGUACCCCUGCCCAAGGCCGGAGACCUUCUCCCUCACGCAGAGCUCGGUGUCGGAGAAGAAGCUCACCAGGAACAACUACCGGGCUCGCAUGCACGAGCUGCUGUGCGUCGAGGAGAUGGCGCGCUACGAGCAGGUGGCGAGGUACAACCUGACGGCCAAGCUGCGCCUGGCCGACUGCUACCUGCUGGCGCCCAACGGGAUCGCCACCAGCACCGCCAAGUACGCGCACCUCGGCGAGCUCUUCGCGCUCAUCAACCUGGGCAAGGACAUCUCCGAGGACACCUCGGCGGGCCGCCUCAUCCUCACCAACUGCACCAGCGUUCUGCUGGCUGAUUCCAAUGUUUCGUUGAACUCGGGCUCGUCCCAAGGGCAGCUGUCGGACGGGACCAGGAGCCGGCCAGGCCGGGUGGUCUACGAGGCGCUGAUCGAGGACAAGGGAAAGAACAUGAUCUACCUCCGGCUGUCCGCGACCACCGUCAAGGAUCUCCGCCUGGAGCCGGACACCGACUUCGUGGCGGAGGUGCAGUUCCAGCUGAACAGGAUCCCGUACUGCGAGUGGCACUACGCCAUCGACAAGAUCGCCGACUUCCGGGUCGUAUUCCCGGACACGUACCUGGAGCCGAGCAUACCCUGGACACCGCAGAGGCAGUGGAGCGAAAUCUUGGAUUCGCGGUUGAACCUGAAGCAGAAAGAAGCGGUCGUGGCUAUCACCACCCCAGUCAACUGCCCUUUACCGCCCAUUCUGAUCAUAGGUCCAUUCGGAACUGGGAAAACUUACACGCUCGCGCAGGCAAUCAAACAGUUGCUGAUUCAGCCAAAAGCUCGUGUUCUGGUAUGCACACAUUCCAACAGCGCGGCGGACCUGUACAUCAAGGAGUACCUCCACCCGUACGUGGAGGAGGGUCACGAGGAGGCGCGGCCCCUGAGGAUAUACUACCACAAGCGGUGGGUCGCCACCGUCAACCAGGUGGUGCAGAAGUAUUGCCUGAUCGAAGUAGUCGGUGGGAUGAGGACGUUCUGUGUGCCGACCUUGGAGGACGUGUUGAAGCACCGCAUCAUAGUGGUGACCCUGAGCAUAUCCAUGUACCUGUCUUCUCUCGGUCUUCCGAAAGGACACUUCACGCACAUUCUGCUGGAUGAGGCGGCACAGGCCAUGGAGUGCGAAGCCAUCAUGCCUCUAGCGCUGGCCAAUGACGACACUAGGAUAGUGCUCGCUGGUGAUCACAUGCAGUUGAGCCCGGAGCUGUUUUCUCAGUUCGCGAAGGAGCGAAAUCUCCACGUGUCCCUUCUGGAGAGGUUGUACGACCACUAUCCCUCGACGUUCCCGUGCAAGAUCCUGCUGUGUGAGAACUACAGAGCUCACGAUGCGAUCAUCCAGUUCACGUCGGAGCUGUUCUACGACCAGAAGCUGGUGAGCAGCGGCAACCAGCCCCGCCACGAGAAGUUCUACCCCCUGACGUUCUUCACGGCGCGGGGCGAGGACGUGCAGGACGUCAACUCCACGGCGUUCUACAACAACGCGGAGGUGUACGAGGUGGUGGAGCGCGUGUGCGAGCUCAGGAAGCGCUGGCCCCCGGUGUGGGGCAAGCUGGACGACCAGAGCAUCGGCAUCAUGACGCCGUACUCGGACCAGGUGUUCCGGAUCCGCUCGGAGCUGCGCAAGAGGCGCAUGGGCGGCAUCUCGGUCGAGCGAGUCCUCAACGUGCAAGGGAAGCAGUUCCGCGCCAUCUUCCUGAGCACGGUGCGGACCAGGCGCACCUGCCACUCGGGGACCAAGCCCGGCGCGGGCGGCGACGAGAUGGACUACGGCUUCCUGUCCAACUCGAAGCUGCUGAACACGGCCAUCACGAGGGCCCAGAGCCUGGUGGCCGUGGUGGGCGACCCCGUCGCGCUCUGCUCCAUCGGCAGAUGUCGGAAGGUGUGGGAGCGCUUCAUCGAGAUCUGCGACCAGAACAAGAGCCUGUUCGGCAUCACGUGGCUCUACCUGAGGAGCCAGCUGGACGGCGUGGAGCUGAAGAAGACCUACGUCCUGAACCCUCUGGCCCCGGAGUUCGUCCCCCGGCGCUACCUGGCCGAGUCGUACAUCAACCUGCCCCCUCCGCUGCUGGCCCCCGGGGUGGCCCCCCCGCCCCCCUUCCGCCUGCCCCCGGCGCCCUUCCCCCCCUGCGUGUACCCGUUCCCCCCCGUGUACUACUGCCGCCCGCCGCCGCCCCCGCCGCCCCCUCCGCCGCUGCCGUUCAACCCGUGGGCGCUGAACUACCCGCUGGUGUCGCCCGGGGGCUGGCAGGCCGCCGCCGUGGCCGUGCUGGCGUCCCCGGGCGAGAAGCGGCCGGCCGCUGAGGGGGGCUCGGCCCCCGAGGCUCCCGGGGACCCGCCGGGGUUCGCGGCGGCGCGGCCGUGCGCCGACAAGCCCGAGCAGAUACAGUUCCUGCGCAACGUGCACUUCCCCGAGAAGCUGCCGCCUCUCAGCCAGCUCUUCAUGAACGGUCACGGGCCGCCCCGUCCCGCCGUGGUGCCCCCGUCCCUCCCGGUGCCGCAGUCCAAGCAGCUCGAGUGGUCCCACCUGGCCGACGCUUCGGGCGUGGAGGCGGCCACCAAGUUCAUGGAGCUGCUCUCGCUGGGGAGCGCCGACGGCCAGGCGAAGCUCGCGCAAGUCCCCGCCUCCCGGGCCGCGCCGUCCUCGGGCCGGCUGCCCCCGCACUGCGACGAGUCCUUCCCGGCCCGGCCCCCGCAGGGGAGCGCGAAGGACGACGCCCUGUGGCGCGGCGCGGCGGGGGGGGCAGAAGAUUUGCCGCGGGAGGCGCGGCGCUCCGCCCCCCUGUACCGCCGCCAGCCCCAGUGCGACGGCUCGGGAGCGGGCAGCAGCAGCAGCGGGGCGUUCGCGGGCUACGCCCGGGCGGCGGUGGGGAGCCUGCGGCCCGCGGCGGCCGGCGACGCUGGGGGCUCGGCCACGUACGCCAGCGUGCUCCGGGCCGACCCCCGCAGGGCCCCCGACCAGGACCCCUUCGUCGUCCUGCGGGCGCUGGGCAGCAAGGGCAUGCAGGGCGCGUCCGGCCUCUACCACCACUUCAGCUAGCGCUGCUCUCCCCUCGUUCCCUUACCGACUUGGCCGCCUCCGUACGAACCCAGUUUUUCCAUCUUCAAGAAAUUCUGAAACAUUGCGCUCCCAACCGGUUAUUACAAUCAUGAUACUUACCCAGAAUCAUUUUUUACACGGCACAGUGUUUUUUUUUUCUUCCGAGAAAGUAAUUCAGUAAUGUGUAUACAUACUUCGACCAAAACUUGAAAAAUUUUUUGAAAAAAGCAUCGUAUGCUUCAGUUUCAUCCGCAUUACUAAAAGUAGAAUAAUUUUUAUAUAUAUUUGUUUAUUUUUGGAAAAUAUAUAUUGUGAGCAUUAGAUUACACUGCGUCCAGACAUUUUUUUUUUUUUAGGUGAUAUUUAUUAUAUGUUGUAUUUAAAUUAUAUGGAUCUGUAUGACUUUUUAAUAUAAAAAAUGGAAACACCCAAGUUUCCAUUGAGUAUACCACCUACUUUCAAAUUUGUGUGAUUGUGCAGUGUCGUUAAUGUAAGUUUGUGUCAUGGUUGUAUCGUCUGCGUAAAAAUUUUAAAGCGGGAACACACGGCCGUCUUGUAAAUUUGUGCAAGUUUGUAUAUCCAUCAUUUAUAUCUGAAACCUUCAGGUGAUUCAUGAGGCUAAUGGCUGAGCGCAUGUGCGGCGACAGCAUCCGCGCUCAGGUGCCGUGCCGUGGCAUUGUCAAAGUCACACUGCACGUCCUGCUCGCGAGGAGGAGAGUGGCACAGCUACAGCUGCGUCAGGUGAGUGGUACGUCGCGAGUGGAGUCCUCGCGACGGGGGUGUCGAGAACAUCUUGUGUGGCGAGAGUCGGGGUGCGAGAUCCUUACGGUCGCCCCCACGUUCCAGCUUCGUCCGGAACCCACCGUGUGACAUUUUGUGUUACGGUGCGGUUAAGAGUGCUGUUCGCCGGCACCGAUCGAUUGUGUUGCAGCACAAAUGUAGCCACAGUCGUGGAUCAGAAAAAGCACGAUUUUGUAACGGUCGGAGAGCAAGUACAAAUUAAGUGCAAAGUGGGGAACAUGUUUUCAUAUUCAUUUUAAACAUUUUUUAUAAGCACCUGUCUUGUAAACCAUUAUUUCACGAGGCACAGGUCAAUUAUUCUCUGGUGUUUUGUCAGUAAUAAUCAUCUUUUACUCGGGUACUUAAAUGCAGUUGUCAAUGAUUACCAUGUUACAGUUGCAUUAUCUCUUAAAUAGUGUAAAACGUGAAACAGUUACAUUGAUGAAAACACAAAAAUUGUUGCUAUCACCAUCAUGUUCAAACUUAUUCUAAUGUAUGUAAAAGAAAAUAAACGUAUUUUAGCAGCCACCAUUUUCAAACACAAAACUUUAACACAGUGUUAAGUUGAGGGACAAUUUUUCUUAUACAUAUAUCAUCGGUCUAGUUAACAAACCUCUAGACUCACCCAAGCGAAAUUGUACAGGAAAAUAAAAAUAUACGGUAGUGAAAUGUGUCAUUAUUUUGUAACAUUUUAUAAUUUGUUUUUAUUAAAAUGAAAUAUUUAAUAAAUAUACAACAUAAAAAAAUGCUAAUGACUGUUUUUCUUACUGUAAAAAAAUACCUACAUGAACCUUUUACUUUAAAAUAAAAUAACUCAACUGAAACAAAGGUUGAGUUAUAUGCAGAUAGCUAAUUCUAUUUCAAAACCGUUGAAUUUAAGAGGUGUGCUGAAAUAGGAGGAGCAAUAGUUUUCCUUUACGAGGCUUGGAGAGAACUUGCCAAAAAUAAGUCUGCCCAACAUUUUGCAAAAAAAUAAACUUUAUAAAGGUUUGGAUUGACAAUAUGCUGCCAAACUGUGGUAACUGACUGGGUGUACACUCAAGUGUGAAUACGUUGUGAUUUUUUUUAAUUAGAUUGUUUCGAUGGUUAGAGUGUACACAGGCCACAAAAUUCAUGAAAAAGUAACGAAACUGAAGUACAGAAAGCGAUGGAAAAGUAAACACAUUGAAGGACUAGUCAAUGACAGUCCCUAAAUGAACAGUAAUAAUCCUGGAAUGUCAUGAAAUUUUCUUUUUCUAGCAGCCUUUUUACUAACUUGUAUUUUGUUUUUGGGUGCCUCUCCUCAGUUUUUACUUGCACACAUUUUUUAAAUAAUCUGAGGCUGAUCACGCAAAUCAUGUGGAAAUUAUUUAUGGAAAGGUUUUAGCUUUCUAACAUAAAAAAAUAUGCAUGUUACUGCAAAUAGACUUCCCACUUCAUAUUAUGUUUAAUUUUACUUAUUGUGUAUCAAAAAUGACUUCAAUGGUAAACGUCGUCAUUCUUCUUGGAGUUCCCAGACUGUCUCAUCGCGAAAACACUUUUCAGGAUUUUGGCUUAUUUACAUCAAACCAUUCAUGUGUUACUAGCUCUUAGCUGCAUGACAAUCCUCAGUCUGACCGUAGAGCGGGAAGUAAAGACCUAUUUCUCCUUCAAUAAAUCUAGAACUAUAAUAUGUAGUACUUUCAUAUGUAAAUCUAGCAAAAUUAUCAGUAGACGAAAUAUUUGUCCUCUUUUAGGAACUUCAUCUUAUCAAUUCAUAAAUCAAACAAAUUUUGGUACUAAAACUUAACUUAGUACUCGAAGAAUUCCUACAUCACAUCCAUCCUACACAUCGUUUGUUGCUCAAAAUGUUCUUUUUCGAAUGGUCUAAAGAACCAACUUAUUGUCGUUACCAAGAACUCAGUUGUCUUUCCAUGUAGCUCUUUUAUAAAUAAAGUUAACUGCAAAGCACAUAUAAUUCCAAAACUGUUUCUAGACUUGUCAUAUUUGUGAUGCCUAGAGUAAUUAAAUCAUAUUCUUAGCAUAAAGUCUGUGGUAUUUAAGCAUCAAUUACAUUGUCCUAAUGAUAUUUCUUUUAAAUAAAUAAAUUUUCUUUACAAUUUCUGUUACGGACACACGGUGCUACUGUUUGUGUUCAUCAAUCAUAUUAUGGCAAGAUUGUCGAGAUAUUACAAUGCUUAGGUAUAUGUAAUUCCUGAUUUAAAAUGAAUCAAUGCAAUUUCUUUAAGUCUCUAGCGAAAAUUGCAAAUAAAAAAAGUGUCGUGGUUAGAAUGGUUACUAAAAAAUUUAUAUAUAACCCUUAUUUAUUUAUAUGUUGAAAAACUGUGUCACAAAUUGCUGGUCAAAUGUCACGGGAUAAUCAUUUGGUAUUUACUGUAGCUAUUUACUAACACGGUUACAUCGCGAAAUUUCAUUGGCUGAAAUAAACAGUAAGAUUUCAAUUGUGAAUCUAUUUCGCACAAGUCUACUGUGGACGUGCUAUGCACUCGUUGAUGUUUUAUAAUUGAGAACCCAUCCUAACUCCAGUCCCAGGGCAGAUUCAGGAUGCUGAUAAAGUCCCAGUCUCACCAGAGAGGAUGACAAAAAAAAAACAGCUUUACGUGAAUGUGCAUUGUUUAGAUAAAUACUUUCUGCUGCCGUAUCAAAGUUCAUUGCAGUUUGGCCAAGAAAUAGCUCUGGAGGGUACGGAGCGAGGAAUGGUAAGACUGAAAAGACUCAAGGUCCACUUUUGCACGGCCGUGACUUGAACCAAACGAAAGCAUUAUGCCUUUGGAUCAACCCGCAACAUUUUUGUUUAGAUUUCCCGUACCUGACUGUGCAAGCUUUGGUUUGAGGUUGGGAUUGGCACCUGCAGUAUUUUCCAGAACUGACGGAAGGUGGGAUUUGAGGAUGGUUUUAGUUGGCAACUCGUGUGUUAUGUCUCGUUGACGCACCCUUUUUCUCUGCUGCGUGGUGUGGGUUGUGAAAGAAGUCAUAGUUUUAACGUUACUUUCAGUUUCUUACGUCACGUUGCUUUUGCAUCGACCAUUUUGCUGACGCAGUUCCGAGCUGUAUCAUCAAGUAUGCUUGCUCCAUGGUUUGGCAGCAAGUAGAAGAGCCGUUAUUUAAGGAAACCUGUGUCAUAAUUUUUGUGCCUGAUGAUUUUGUGUUAAAACACGUUAGUUUGCAAUUGUUGGUCCUCGUGAAGUAAUGAUUUUUCACUCAUGUUCCCCCUUAAAAAUGCUUAAUUAUUGUUUCUUUCCAACUUCAUAUGAGAAAAUAUUAAUUUUUUUCAUAUGUUUACUGCCAACUAUGUAUGUAUUUCAGUUGAUAACAUUUCUGAAAAUUUAUUUGUAGGUUUUUGUUUCCAGCCCGAUUUUAAUUUAGUGCACUGUUUUACGGAGUUCAAAUAUGUGUGCUAUCUUUUUUAAAGUGCAAAAUUAUUCAGCUAUUUUUCUACAAUAUUGGUGUCUGUAAUUUAAGAAAAUAGCUACUUAGUAAACAAAAACCCUAUAAAUAUGGGGGGGGGGGGGGGGAAAUAAACCGGAAAGAUGGGGAAAAUAAUAAAAAAAAUUAUGCACAUUCUUGAUUUUGUAUUAUAUUUUUUAUCAUAAUUUGCAUUUAUAAAAUAUGUAAGAUAGAAAACUAGUCAUUUAUAUAACUUGAUGCCCUAGUUAAAUUAGGGAGAAAUUGCUAGUGUUUUGUAAGUCUUGAUCUUUUAUUCCUCAUUAUACAAUGUAACAUUUGUGUUUGUUUUUUAUAUGAUAUGUAUUUUUGAUUGAUUGCAGUGUUUGCAGUCUUAGUUUAGAGAUAUAAAGCCCACUAUUUUACUGCUUUUGCAGGGUGUCUUAAAUGUCCACAUGUCAUGAAAAUCAUUGAACUGGACUGGUCACAAAAGUCACGAAAAAGUCCCGAAAUAAACAGUAAUGGUGUUGGAAGUAAUGAAAUUUUAAUUUUCAUCAGCCUUUUGCUUUCGUGCAUGUUGAUUUUUUAUGCCUUUUUUCAGUUUCGCCUUUAAUGUAAAUAUAAAUAUCUGGGAAAUGUCCACUUAAAUCAGUAUGCAUUUUUUUUCAAAACCUUUUAGUUUUCUAACUUUAAAAGUGGCACAUUUCUGCAAAUAAUAGAUCUAUUUCAUACAAUGUUUAAACUUAUUUAUUUUAUAUAAAAAUGACCCUUUCAUAUAAAAAUGCUUUUAGAAAAUAUAUUGCGCUGUCCUGAAAAAUGUCCCGAUUCACCAGAUAUUUGUAGACAACCAGUAGUGAGGUUUAGACACACAGGCAGUACAUAUUAAUGAAAUACAGUGGUACAUAAUUUGUGUAGAAAAUGUGUGGGACCAUAAUAAAAUGUUAAUAUUUAUUUCCCAGUACAUCUUGCUUUAUUUAUAUCCUAAGAAAAUUAAUGUUUUAACAGAUUAUACAUUCAAAUUGAAGGUUUUCAGUUCAGUAUUCUGUUAUGGCGUUGAAAUGUAAAUUUUUCCUUAACAAUUUAGGGCGAGAUUGUAGUUUCUUUGCUAUCUGCAGAGCUUACUUUCUUGUGGACUCAGCUUUUUAUCUCAUCCGUGUCUAUUUUUAUUAUCCUGAAAUGUACCUUGUUGCACUACCUGUGUGACAACAAGUGCAACAGUUGAAUAUUUACUAGAGUGUUUAAGGGAUGACUGCAUUUUUUUGGUUAUUGGUUGGCUGUACACAUUCACAUAGGUAAUAUUCAGGGUUGGUUAACUUAUUGUGCGGCAUAGGGGUAUGUAGUAUAGUCGAUUCCUGCCUGUGUAGAAAUCUGGCUGAGCCUUAAAAAUAAUUUAAUAGUAAUUUUCAUGGGUUCACACACACACAAUGUAUAACACAUUUUUUUUGUUAAUGAGUAAAGGAACCAACAUAUCCAUUUGUGACCAAUUGAACCAUAAAAUUAUUAUUCGUAAAGUGGAUUAUGGUUAUUUCAUUGUGAGCCUUCUGUCUUUACCCUACUGUUUGUUCACUGUUUCGAAAAUAGGUAAUUGUUUCUUGUACAAUAACAAAUUUGCACUAAACAACUUUGGAGGUAAGAAUAUUUAUUUCUUUGGUAUGCUCGUUAACGUAAAAAAAAAAAAUUCUCAUUUAGCUGCAUUUUCCGUUUACAGAUAAUAUAAUAUGUAAUAAAAUGUAUUUCCCAAUCCAGUUACAGUAACAUUUUGCUGGUUUUAUAAUGAACACAAUGCUUUUCUGUGCACUGGAACUCGUAAAAAUGCCAUUUUUUACGCACAACAGUCAAGAAGUAUCUGCAAUCACAAUCAAUAAUGCUUGAUUUUGGAUAUUGCAAAUCUAAAAAGCCACAUAUAGAUUGGUUUAUUUUGCCAGCUGAGCUUAGCUUUGCAAAAUGUAAAGAUAAGAGAUCUUUUUGAGAUUUGUUGCUGAAGCUUUUUUCUUCGUAAAAAAAAGUCUGGUAGAGAAACUCAUUCUCCCCCUCCCAUCCCCACCAAACAUAUUUUACUGCAUUUUUUUUUUGUUAAGGUAAGGGGGUUUGUGUACCAGAACACCCACUGUGGCGUUUGAAUGAUCGGGAAGCCUGUAUAUAGUCGCACAGUAAAUGUAAACAUUCGUAAUAUUUUAAUUAUGUCUGAAUCAUUAUUGGAUUUAUAAUAUAAAAAUGGGCAUGCUCCUUUCAAAUAGUAAAUCUUUCUCAUUUUUUUUUAAAUUUGCAUUUUACAUACAAAAAUUAUCUUGUGAUACAAAAAUUUUUGUAAUAAAAUGUUAUUUAAAGAUCCUGAAAUCCAUUCAUCUUAUAUUUAUUCUUGUUUUAGUUUUUAGUCUACUUUCACUUACCUUCAUUGAGGAAAACGGAAGCCAGUGUUACACUAACGGUUUAGCCCAAAUUUAUUGUUUCACACUUUGACGCAGGUCUCUUCUAAACCUAUCGAAAAAAUUUUAAAAAUAUAUAUAUUAUACAACGUCCAUGAUUCCUCAUCCUUGCCUUUACACAUAUCAGCAUUAAAAAAAAAAAAAAAAAAAAAAAAUCAUUGAUUAUUCUGCAUGUAUUUUUUUUUUUGGGCUGGGUGUCUUGCAUUGUCGUGUAGUUGAGAGCGAAAAAUGUGCAGAGAAAAUUCUGCCUGUUACGAUGAGAGUCCCGUCAUGGAAGUCGCUGAAACGAGAUAAGUGGUAGUUUCUAUCACUAUAGAUUGUUUGAAUGUGUGUGGGGGAAAAACAGAAUUACUCUUAAUUGUUGAGUGUUGGACUCAAUACACUGUACACCAGAAUAGCUAGCAGUGGCAGUCGUUUAGCUAACCACCGGUUUUUGUCGAAACAGGUACACGUAAAAGACAGUAAAAUCCAGGUAAUAGUGGAAUAAUUACCAACGAUUCACUUUCAACCAUAGCACAACUUAUCGCCAUGAUGGUCGAAAUAACUACUAUCGCUUCUCCAGAAGCUAGCAGCCAACUGGUAAACUGGGUGCUGCUAGUAAGCAGCACGUAAAGUUAAAAAAACCACUGAAUUAACAAACACUGCAGUAAACUUCAGAUUAUCCGGGUGCGGGUUAUCCGGUUUGCGGGAUAACUGUGCCAUAUUUCACUUCCAUAAACCAAAAACACAAAUAUAACAUUUCACUUUUUUUUUAAUUGCUGUGAAAGAGCAGUUCAUGCUGUUAUUGAAGAUGAAAAAUGCUACCAAACACAGUGAGUACAUAAUUGGUGUUAUUGUGCAUCAUGAACUUCGAAACUGCGAGAGCAAAUUAUAAACAAUAAUGAGUGGUACUUGUCAUUCAACAAAAAAAAAAAAAAUAUAUAUAUAUAUAUACACCAGCUAGACCUAAAACACAGCAACGUGAAAUGUGGCUAUGUUUUAGUGUUAUGUACUGCAACUUUUUCUGUGAAUUAUGUCUAACACUUUAGUACCUAUUACAUAAAACCUUAUACAGUUUUGUCUAGUUGGUAUAAAAACAUUUUAACUAAACAUUUAUUUUUGACAUUGCUUUAACCACGUUUUUCGGUUAUCAUUGGACCCCUUGACAGUCAUUAGCCCGGAUAAUUGGUAGUCUACUCUGUAAACACAUCCAUAAACCACUGAUUCUCUUAACAUAAAUUCAUUUUAAGUAACAGUCUCAUACUAGGAUAUCCAUGGUUAGAGUUUAGAGAGGUUAAUUGAAGAGGAAACUUUGAACUGCCCCAUCAUCAGUGGUAAAUAGGUUUUAUGUUACAAUAUAUAUGGCCCUAGAAAUCUUGUGACUUUUAUACCACUGUAAAAAAUUAUGGGUCUGUUUCUUAAAUCAAAUUUAAAAUCCCUAUGGAUUUUUUAAACUUGCAAAUGUGUGUAGUUUGCUUGUAUUUAUUUAGAUGACGGUCAUGAAAUAUUUUUAAAUAGUUAUGCGUAACAUCAGUAGUACUUAGUUUGGAAGGUAAGUAAUUGUAAUUAAUUUUAAAAGGCUCUUCUUGAAGUUUUGUUAAAAUGAUGAAUUGGUUGUCUCUUCAUUUUAUGUGCUUAUUGUGUUACCCAUGACUGAUGAGGUAGUAGGUAAUGAGUGAAAAAUGUAUUACGUAUUAGUUUUCAUAAAAAAAUGUGUAAGUACAAUAAAAAAUUCCCAAAAAAUAAUUACUGCCCUCUGUUAAGUUGAAGACUUUGUGGUUUUAUUGUUGUGACGAAGAGCUUCUAAUAAUUAAUCAAUUUUUAGAAGGAUUUUCGAAAACUUUAAUUUUGAUAGUAAGAAAGAGAGUUUUGAACUUAAAGUGAGGUAAAUUUACUUCUCUUACAACAAAUUUCCACUUGGGUUUUUUGAGGUUGGUGAAAAAUUCAUACACUUGUAAAUGUAUGUUGAAUGAAUACCUAUAUGUGUAAGAUUUUCUCAUAAAUGUGUAUGUAGUUUGUUUAGUUUUCAAAUAUACAAAAAUUAUUGUAAUAAGUACAGUGUAAUGUGUUCACAACAAUCUAGUUGGCCACUCUGAAAUUUCGGGUCCCACUGUGUAAUUUUAUCACACUUAAUGUAAGAGUUUUUGGUAUAUAUUUUCAGAAUGAAAGUGUUUGGAGGAGGUCUUGUUAGACUUUUAAGUAGAUACAGGGACUUCAUCAUUAUACAGAAAAUACAAUUGUGUCAGGGAGUAGUUUGUAAUCUGCUGUGUUUCAGAAUGAUGUGAUAGGAGAUAGGGUGAUCACAUUUGCUGGUUAUGUAGACGUGUAGUUGCUGAAUUUUAUUGCUUGAGAGGGGGUUUUUGUCCCGAAGAAGGUUUCCCCCUCCAGAAACAGCGUGACAUAAUAAAACAGAAAUAUUUUGUGUGUGUGUAUCUUACCUAAUAAGCUAAUAAAAUAUGAGUUUAUGUAUGAAAUAAAAUAAAAGUUUCUUGCAAGAUC